AUGAGCAAUCCGUACUCACAGCCACCGACUGGCCUUUCUGACCAGCAGACGGCUCGUAUGGCCUUGCAACAACAAGCUCGAUCGGGACCGGGGAGUGAUCUUGGGAGAGGACUCGGGCCAGGACGACACGGAGGACCUGGAGAGCCAGGCACAAAUGCGAGUCCUGUCAUUGAUCUGACGGGGAGCAACGACGAGGAUGAUGAGGACCUGGAGUCCAGUCGGCCUUCGAAGAGGUUGCGCAUCGAUACAAAAGGACAUGAUGAGAUUGCGAGGAUUCUGAAUGCUGGCGUGCGCUUGGUUCAAGGAGCAAGCGACGAUGUGAACGAUGGAAAGAAUGCUGAAGUUACGGACCAAAAUAUACCGUUUGUUGAGAUUGAGAGGCCUCCAGCGUCAUUUCAAGAUCAGCUGGCGUACAUUUCGGUAGAUGGAGGUGGUCAGCAGCCGCAAUCUUCAUCCUCUCCUUUACCCCUGCCCCCUCGACCGCGAAGGAGUCUGUUCAUGCGAGACAAGACAGAAACCGCCCCUGAAGACGAUGAACAGGAAUAUAUGGCAGUCCAGACCACCCCAUAUACUAUGGAGAAGCCUGCUGCUGCUGCUAGACUCGCAGAUAAUACCAUCCUCGACUUCCAUCCGUGGACUGGGAAUCACCCAGAAGAUGCUCUCAACGAACAAACCGCCAAACAAGGCUUCUAUGACCGUAUUCAGCUGUCCCAGAACGAAAGUAAUACCGCACGCCCAUCUCUAUACGCUCACUUUAAGAACCCCAAUGGUCUCAAAGCGCUUUCCCAUAUAUUCGCUGCUGCCCUUAAACGAAGGCAAGCCAUGACGAAAGUCACGCCAAACUCAACGUUCAAACCACCACCGCGUGUUACACUUACCGACAACAAACGUGAAGCCUGGCUGCGAGAUCUGGCUAACCCAUCCGUACCCCUCAGGCGGCUCAGCAGAACCAUACCUCACGGUAUUCGUGGCAAGAUAUUGCUGGACCAGUGUCUAGGGAAGAACAUACCUAUUGGCCGCGCAAUCUGGCUGGCCAAGUGUGUAGGCGCUAAUGAAAUACGGGCGUUCAAACGGAAAGGGACGGCAGCUACCAUCGCAAGCGGACUUGAAACGAAAUGGGUAAAGGACUGGACUGGGAGUGUGCAGCAGUUCUUGGAAGGAGUGGUGCAAUCGCAUGAAGACGCCGGGUGGAUUGAGAACCAGGCUUAUGCCAUGAGAUUGUCUGGUCGUCUAUUCUUGGAACAACUGCUUGACCAGGAUGCAUACCUCGAAUGGUUUCUCGGCUCACUGCAUGCAUCUAACCUGGAUAUGUUACUUGUCUGGUUGUCAACUAUUGGUGUUUACUGGAAGAAUCUCACCAGUUAUCGAAAACGAGGUAGACGUCUGGCGCAGACCCUACUCGAUAAGCUAGCAUGGGCUCUGAAUGUUAACCGUUCUGCAGUCCUUAAUCCCCUAAUCACACGCCUCCAAUCACUUAUCCGUUCAUUCAUCACCUCUUAUCCAUCGUCCUUUAUUCUUCCCUUGACUUGGUCUCAACACCAGAAAGCUCUGACUGCAUGCUUCAACACCACCGUUCCCCUAGAGACAGCGAUACUCGCUCAACUCAUUGCACGAAAUGCUCGUCUAUCCAGAAUCUCUCCUCAGUCCGCUAUAAACUCCCCUCAGUCUAUCCCACGACCAGCCCCACAACAACUAAUAUCCCUCCUUGACGCCCCAUGUGCAUCUAACGGUUUCCCUCUCCUUGCUGCAAAAUGUCUUGCUCUCCCACUAGAUCACAGAACACUGAUACAUACACUCCUGGAAUGGUCCUCUACCCCUUUCAGAUACGGAUGUGCACGAAUCUAUGCCUCUGCUCGACUACUUCGCCGUUGGAGGAAGCUCUCGAUCGAUACUGAUGCACACAUACUCUCGUUCUUAGCUGAGAAUAGCAAAUAUAGCGCCCGCCAGCUCGACAAUGCCUACCAUCUCGUCUCGGAACUGGUACGGUCCCAUUCCUUUUCCGUUGGCAAGUACUUGGAAUGGCUUAUGGCAAGAGGCGCGGUGAGAUGUCCUGAAAUGUCUGGUCAGUAUCUGACAGCUGACGUAGAACUUCUACGACAUCUUCCGUCAAGUAGACUUCCAGAGCAUAUCUGGAAUCUACGCAACACUUUGCUCUCUAGAGCGGGCGUGUCAGUCGAUGCUGAGGCGAGGCAAAUACGCCAAAUCAAGACUGACCUGUUGCAAAGGCAUUCCGACAUUUUUGUUGGGCAUGUUGGUACUAUUGACACUGAGAUGAUGGAUGGUGACAUCGACUGGGCUAGUCUUUCCUGGACUGUCAAGUCGGAAAUUUCACAUUGGAUUCGAGAGCAGGUUGCAUUAAAACUUCGAGCCCAGGCUCAAGUUCAAAAUCAACCUUCCGGUAAUGCAACCGCUCAAGAAACAGCGUCCAUGAUAAAGCCAGGCCAGUUUUACUUUCUGCGAUACAUCCUAGAGCGCAUGGGUGAUUUCUCGAUCCUCGCUGAUGUUCUCAAACUCCUCUCCCAAUCAUCCAAUCCUACCGUCUUAGCUUCCGUGACAGAUACCUUGAACCACCAUUUACCAUCUUUCACUGCCAUCGGCGCAACAAUGGAUCUCCUUCAAAGCUUUGCCAUCACCUACUCAAAACUCAGCAAAACUGAAGCGCACGUUCAAGAUUUGAUAGUUUCUCUGCUUGACGUUGCUAUUGUCAUCCCAUCAGAAGCCUCUACUGUUGCUGUCCUGCGCCGCGACCUAGCGCGCUACGACAAGAAGUCGGCCAUGGCUGCCUCAUCGCCAGUAUCAGAACAUAUGGCUGACACCCUCAACCCCGUCAACCCUACCUUUGGUGGGAUGCUUGACCAGCUUCUUGCUUCAGGGAAUUGUAUGGACGACGCUACACUCAUGCGUAUAUUUGACUUGCUUAUUCAGAAGCUUGAGACAGGCAAGGCGGAUAUCAGCAUCACAUCCAGCGAGGCAGCGCGAUAUCUUGCACAACUACGUUUGUUCAAUCCCAAGACUUUUGAUGGGCUUAUGAUCAAGCGUGUGAUUGGGAUGAUACACACUUCUCCAAGACCAAAACUGUCCCACUUUCUGCCACCGCUCAUCGGAGUCGGCUGCAUCACUCUUCCGGCGUUUUUUGGUUUGGUGAAAAGGCUUCUCCUUGAUGCCGAUAAGACUGGGGAGAAUAAUAUACCUGAUGUUUUGCACCUCAGAUUGGACAUGUUGAGCGUUCUAGCCCUAGGGACAACCGACCAAAACACAGUACCAGACCUUGUAAGUAAAUUUACCUGCUAG
This is a messenger RNA of Trichophyton rubrum CBS 118892, 3291 nucleotides long. RefSeq lists its product as uncharacterized. NCBI's taxonomy places the organism in Eukaryota, Fungi, Ascomycota, Eurotiomycetes, Onygenales, Arthrodermataceae. The coding region runs from base 1 to 3291 and encodes 1096 amino acids. Gene Ontology annotation, cellular component: mediator complex. The record is from RefSeq and is a predicted model, not a curated record. Gene Ontology annotation, biological process: regulation of transcription by RNA polymerase II. Gene Ontology annotation, molecular function: transcription coregulator activity. The transcript is spliced from 4 exons.